AUUUUAUGACAUAUCAUUAAUGACACCAGUGUUACUUCUUUCAUUUCUUCCUCAGGUAUCCAUGUUUUACAGAUGAUCUUUUCAUGUGAGAAGGAUGAUGAGACUCAGGAAGUUAAUGCAGUUCACAUGUAUGGUUACGAUGGAGAAGACCUUAUGGCACUGGAUUUGGAGGCUGAGACAUGGAUCACGCCAAUAUCACAAGCAAUCCCAAUUAAAACACUGUUGGGCACUGAAAAAGCCAAUAUUUUGUUUAACAAGAAUAUUCUUACCAAUGAAUGCCCUGAUUGGAUGGAGAGAUUAUUGAAUGGAGGGAAGAAUAUUCUGCUGAGAACAAAGAAUCCCUCUUUGUCUCUGCUGCAGAAGACUUUUUUCAGUCCAGUGAGCUGCCACGCUACAGGCUUCUAUCCUAAAAGAGCCCUGAUGUUCUGGACGAAAGAUGGGGAAGAGAUUCAUGAGGACGUGGAACAUGGAGAGAUCCUUCCAAACAAUGAUGAGACCUUUCAGAUGAAAGUUAACCUGAAUGUAUCCUCAAUCCCUCCUAAAGAUUGGAGGAGAUACAACUGUGUGUUUCAGCUCCUUGGCAAAGAGGAAGAAACCAUCCAACUGGAUAAAGCAAAGAUAACAAGCAACCGAGGCUCGCCCUACAGGUCCCAGGACCAACUAAGAGUAGAACCCCACCCCAUAUAUCCAAAGGAGCCAAGGGCAGACAUAGAGAUGGCCGCACCCACCAGAGAAGGGCAGACCGGAGCAUCUGGAGCCCGACCACCAAUGGGCCCAAACCCAAAGGGUCAAAACCCAGAGGCCACAGUGCCGAGGUACCGUGGGGCCAUGGCAGCAAGCCCCUGGACUCUGCCAGUGGCCGGUCAUGCCCAAGGCUGGCCCUACAGGUCCCAGGACCAACAAAGAGUAGAACCCCACGCCAUAUAUCCAAAGGCACCAAGGGCAGACAUAGAGAUGGCCGUGCCCACCAGAGAAGGGGAAAUGGGAGCAUCUGGAGCGCAACCACCAAUGGGCCCAACCCCAAAGGGCCAAAACCCAGAGGCCACAGUGCUGAGGUACCGUGGGGCCAUGGCAGCAAGCCCCUGGACUCCACCAGUGGCCGGUCAAGCCCAAGGUGGACCCGGAUAA
Messenger RNA from Cyprinodon variegatus (sheepshead minnow), 1128 nucleotides. RefSeq lists its product as uncharacterized. Lineage: Eukaryota; Metazoa; Chordata; Actinopteri; Cyprinodontiformes; Cyprinodontidae. The coding region runs from base 73 to 1128 and encodes 351 amino acids. The transcript has 4 exons. Gene Ontology annotation, cellular component: external side of plasma membrane. Gene Ontology annotation, biological process: immune response. The record is from RefSeq and is a predicted model, not a curated record.